Molecule: messenger RNA, 708 nt
Organism: Acanthosepion pharaonis
Lineage: Eukaryota; Metazoa; Mollusca; Cephalopoda; Sepiida; Sepiidae
Source: the annotation of a GenBank genome assembly
AUGCUUGUCGCUAUCACGAAAUAUAAUCUAUCUAUCUAUCUAUCUAUCUAUCUAUCUAUCUAUCUAUCUAUCUCAAGUCUAUUCAUAUGUAUUUAUUUUAUCCUUAAUCUAUCUAUCUAUCUCAAUUUGCUGAUAUCUAUCUAUCUAUCUAUCUAUCUAUCUAUCUAUCUAUCUCAUUCGUUUGUAUCUAUCUAUCCCAGUCUGUUCAUAUCUAUCUAUCUAUCUAUCUAUCUAUCUAUCUAUCUAUUUACAGAACGACUUAAAUCGAAACGACGUAAACCUAUCUAUCUAUCUAUCUAUCUAUCUAUCUAUCUAUCUAUCUAUCUAACCCAGUCUGUUCAUAUUUAUCUAUGUAUGUAUGUAUCUAUUUAUAAUAUGAAAACAAAACAUCUAUCUAUCUCAGUUUGUUCAUAUCUAUCUAUCUAUCUAUCUAUCUAUCUAUCUAUCUAUCUAUCUAUCUAUCUAUCUUUUCCUGCUCAUAUCUAUCUAUCUAUCUAUCUAUCUCACUCUGUUCAUAUCCAUCUAUCUAUCUAUCUAUCUAUCUAUCUAUCUAUCUAUCUAUCUAUCUAUCUAUCAGUUAAAACAUCUGCCUGUCGUGACAUCGGAAUUGUGUUCAUUCAACCGUUCAUCCCUGGUCGAAAUGAUUGUCAAUAUAAAUAUCAUGUGAAUCUAUCCAUCUUUCACAUAUGGUUCCCUCUUGGAGCCUAA